Messenger RNA from Aphanomyces astaci, 1723 nucleotides. RefSeq lists its product as hypothetical. Gene Ontology annotation, biological process: magnesium ion homeostasis. Gene Ontology annotation, cellular component: intracellular membrane-bounded organelle. Bases 34 to 1290 code for a protein of 418 amino acids. The transcript has 4 exons. The record is from RefSeq and is a predicted model, not a curated record. NCBI's taxonomy places the organism in Eukaryota, Oomycota, Saprolegniomycetes, Saprolegniales, Verrucalvaceae.
ACCACAGUUGACAUCUGCUUCGGUCUCGAACGCAUGUCUUCGACCCAUUGCGAUGACAUCGAGCUCCUGACCAUCGCGUGCGACCCUGAAGGCUUCUUUGUGUGCGUCCUCACUAUAAUCGGACUCAUCGCUGUGGCGGGCAUGAUGGCCGGGCUCACCAUGGGUCUGUUGAGCCUCGACCAGCUGAACCUUCAAAUCCUCCAAACUUCUGGCGCCGACGACGAGAAAGUCCAAGCCGAGCGCCUCCUGCCCAUCGUGAAGAAGCACCAUUUGCUUCUCGUGUCCCUGCUUCUGUUCAAUGCCGCGGCGAACGAAGCACUGCCCGUGUUCUUGUCUCGCGUCGUCACGGAAGCGCAGGCCGUGAUGAUCUCGGUCACGUGCGUCCUCUUCUUCGGAGAGAUCAUCCCGUCCGCCAUCUUCACAGGCAAACAGCAGCUCGCGAUCGCCGCCGCCCUCGUUCCCUUUGUCAAGCUUCUCAUGCUCGUGACCUUCCCCAUCGCAUUUCCCAUCGCAAAGCUCCUCGAUCGAUGGCUCGGCGAAGACCACGACUUUUCUCGAUACAAGCGCAAGGAACUCAAGGCGUUGGUGGCCCUGCACCACAAGCAGAGCCAAAAGAAGUGGUUGCGCCAGUCGACGCGGGACCUGGGCACGUCCACGACCGCCCUCACGCCGCUCCUCGAAGACAAGCCUUCCUCGUACGGAUCCGUCCGCCGGCCGCCGCCGCCGCGCUUGACACUGCGCUCGUUUUCGUCGUCGGAAGACCAGGACGACAAGAUGCCGCUGGAAAUGACGCCGACGGACGCGGCCGCCGCGCCGGCCGUUGUGCCCAUGUACUCGCCCCCGCCGCGGCCCGAGUACGCCGCCGCGACCCCGCUCUACUCGAUGACGGGCAACUACCUCCACAACGACGAAGUGGCCAUCAUCCACGGCGCCAUGGACAUGAGCACGAAGACGGUGCAGAUGAUCAUGACGCCGUUCGACAAGGUGUUUAUGCUGGACGUGGAGGAAAAGCUCUGCGACACUGUCAUGGUGCGCAUCCUCGCCAGUGGGUACUCUAGGAUUCCAGUGUACAAGGGCCACCGCACCAACGUGGUGGGUCUCUUGCUGGUGAAACGACUGAUUGUGCUCAAUCCUGCCGAAGAAAAGCCGCUGAAAGAUCUGAUUUUACGGCGGCCGAUUGUGAUUUCCCCCGAGCACUCUUGCUAUUCGAUCUUGAACUUGUUUCAGGAAGGCCGGAGCCACUUGGCUCUUGUGACCUCCCAGAAGGUACGCCAUACAAGUAAUAAAUAGGCCGUGCAAUCCUAGCUUCAUUGACUUCGACGUAGGAGGUGGUGACUGGUUGCUGGAAGGCGAACGUUGACAUUGAUCCAUCUAAAGUGGAGAUUCUUGGCGUCGUGACCAUCGAAGACGUCCUCGAAGAGAUCAUCAUGGAGGAAAUUCUGGACGAAAGCGAUGUCCCAUUGCGGCCGCCCGCGGAACUCGCUCGGGAGCAAGGCGUGCAGUUAGCCGUCCAAAAGUUCAAGGGUCUGCUGGGUCGGGCUAAGGACCGACAAGAAAAAGACCCGGACGACGUGACUCGUGAAGCCAGCAGCACCAAGCCAGCCUCCCUCGUGAUCGACGACGACGACAUCGUGUGAUAGAAGACUUCGUAGUGUGGAACAAUUUAUGAUCAAAGAUAGAAUGGCGACACUUCAAUAUCGUACAUCUCGAGACAAAUACGUAC